This is a messenger RNA of Thlaspi arvense, 2851 nucleotides long. NCBI's taxonomy places the organism in Eukaryota, Viridiplantae, Streptophyta, Magnoliopsida, Brassicales, Brassicaceae. The record is from the annotation of a GenBank genome assembly.
UUGUUUACAACGAACGACGUCGUUUCCUCUGGCUCGUUUUUAUUGCCCCGUCGACAUCUCUCCGGCACGAUUGUUCAGUUCUACUUCCAAUUUCCUGGUCGAAAGAUCAAUCAUUUGGAAUUGGAUGUUAGAUUCAAUUCCAAAACAUCUUUUUAUUUGGACAGCCAGAUCUCAGAUGUCCUGAAAGGUUCGGAGAAUAUAAAAGAAGUACACUUGAGAAGCUAAUCUGAUGAAUGGAGGAGGCUCUAAUACUCUGCGUUCAGCAUUCUCCUAUUGUGUACAACAAGUACGAAACUAUGACUAUCAUCACUACCUCUGUCUCCUCGAACUCCCACCUGAUAUGCGUAAAGCCGCGUUCGCACUCCGAGCUUUCAAUGUGGAAACCGCAAGAGCCAUGGACGUUGCAUCUGAUCCCAAAAUCGGCUUGAUGAGGUUACUCUGGUGGCAAGAAGCGAUCGACAAACUCUACACCAAGAAACCCAUCAACCACCCAGCUGCACAGGCUCUGUCUUGGGCUAUCUCAGAGCAUAGCAUCAGCAAGCCGUGGCUAAAACGCUCGGUCGAAGCUAGAAUCCGAGAUGCUCAAAGAGAAGCUGACGAUUUACCAGAGAGUAUCGAGGAGCUCGAGAGAUACGCAGAGGAUACGGUUUCAACUCUUCUGUAUAAUACACUCCAAGCAGGAGGGAUUAGUUCGACAGCAGCUGAUCACGCGGCUUCGCACAUCGGUAAAGCCAGUGGUCUUGUCUUGCUUCUGAAAUCUUUGCCGUAUCACUGUACCAGAAACCGUCACCACAGUUACAUCCCUGCGAAGCUCGCGGAGAAGCACGGGUUGCUUGUGAAACAAGGAGGACGAUCAGAGAUCCUUCUGGAUACGAAUUCAAGAGAAGGACUAUGCAACGUUGUGUUUGAGAUUGCGUCUGUCGCCAAUGUACAUCUCUUGAAAGCCCGUGAACUUGCGGGAAAGGUCCCCGCGGAGGCUAAACCGGUUCUGCUUCAUUCUGUGCCGGUACAAGUUCUUCUCGAUUCGUUAAGUAAAGUACAUUUCGACGUGUUUGAUCCCAAGAUUCAAAGAGGAGUUCUUGGUGUUCCUCCUCUUGUGUUUCAGUUUAAACUCAAGUGGUAUUCAUGGAGAUCUAUGUUCUGAACACUCUGUCUUUCUCUGUUUUCAAAGACAUUACAGUAAACCUUUACUGUAUUUGUAUUUUUCCUUGUAAUAAUACAAAUGGUGAUAGAUACAAAACAAAACAAAACAAAAAUUGUUUCCCUUUUCUCUCUACAGUUUCAUAGAAUCUAAAUCUAUAUACAAUGUUACAGUGGAACAAUCCCAUCUUCUUGCAUUUUUCUAUACAACUCAUCUGCUUCAUGCCACAUACGUUUCCUGCGAAACCCUGAGAUCAUCGUAGUGUACGAUACAACAUCAGGCUCAACUCCAUUACACGACAGGCUACAGAACAAGUCCCAAGCAUCUUCCACAUAACCAGCCUUACACAUCCAGUGAAUAACGAUAUUAUACGUCGUAACAUCAAGAUCCAUCCCGCUCUUUCGCAUAUCCUCGAACACAACCAAGGCUUUCUCUAUCUUCCCGUUAUCACAAAGACCAUCUAACAAAAUGCUGUAAGUCCUUACAUUGUGAGGAGAAUCCAUCCGUCUGAAAAUCUCUUGAGCAACAUCUAUUUUCCCCGCUCGAAAGUAGCCUUGGAUUAUCGUGUUGUAAGUGACGGUGUCUCGAGUUAUCCCUCUACAAGACAUCUCGGUGAAGAGCUUCUUCACAUCAUCUACUCUCUUAGACUUGCAAAACCCGUUUAUGAGAGUGUUAUAAGUCACUAUGUCCGGGAAACAAUCGUUGCUAACCAUCAAAUCGAGCAUUCUCUUGGCCUCGUCUACACGGUCGUGCAUACAGAGCCCGUUGAUCAUCGAGUUGUAAGUGAAGACGUCAGGAGCUAUAGACCUACGGAUCAUCUCCUCGUAGAGCUCUUUAGCGUCAAGAAAGUUUCCAUCUUUCACAGACGCAUCGAUCAACGCGGUGAAAGUGAUGACAUUAGGGACGACAUUGCUCAUUACCAUCCCCCUUAGAAGCCGAGCAGCGUCGUUGCAUCGACCAGAGCUACAGAGACCGGUGAUGAGCGAGUUGUAAGUAACUGUGUCGGGUCUAACUCCAUUUCUAUCCAUUUGUUCGAACAGUUCCAACGCGUGGCUCACCAAUCUGUUCUUGCAGAAACCAUCGAUGAUCGUGUUGUAGAUGACGACAUCGGGUUUACAUCCCAUUGCCUCCAUUCGAACAACUAAGUCUAUUGCAUCGAAAACUCUGUUCUCUUGACAGAACCCAUUGAUGAGGGAGCUAAGCGUGACGACAUCGGGCUCGUGGCCAAGCUUCACAAUCUUCCCGAUAACAGAUAAAGCAACUGAGAAUCGAGAGCACCGGCAUAAGCAAUUGAUUACGAUGUUGUAUGUGUAGAGAUCAUGCGUGAUUCCCAGAAACUCCAUCUGGUUGAAGAAAGAGAUCACAAGAUCAAACUUCUUCAUUUUGGCGAUUUCACUCAAUACACAGCUGAAAUCGACUACGGAAGGAAGAGGAUGAGAUUGAAUCAUGCGACUGAACAUUUCAAUUGCGACUUUUAAAUCAGUUUUACUCGAUCUAUUUCCGAAAUCACUGGAGGUAGAAAAAGUUCGUCUUCUGUAACAACAGCAACGGGUAAAGAAAGGAGCAGUUACGAGAUUACCUCUCUCAAGAAGACGACGAUUGAGAAAUUCCUUCGCUUUCGAUGCAAUUGAAACCGAAAACGUUCUCUUCAUUCGAUUUUGAUUGGGUUUGUUUGUUCAUAAUCAAUGUGUUUAAACCCUGUAAUAAAAC